Messenger RNA from Knipowitschia caucasica, 2418 nucleotides. NCBI's taxonomy places the organism in Eukaryota, Metazoa, Chordata, Actinopteri, Gobiiformes, Gobiidae. The record is from the annotation of a GenBank genome assembly.
AUGUCUGCAGAGUUGAGCUCUACAAUAGAAGAGAGGGAGGGGAUGCAAGCUGAAGUUGUUGAAGAGUUCGGUUUGGAGCAGGUGGAGGGCGAUUGCGACUGGGCAGAAGGACGGAAUGGGGAAACGGUGUUGAGUGAUCGCAGUGGGAAUGGGCUACAGUCAGAGGUGUGCAGAACUGAAGUGGGCAAAGAAUGUGAGGACUGUGAAAACGCUGAGAUUGAGAAUGGCCAAUCAGAGGCUCUUGAAUACAAGGAAAUCCCUGGAAUCCCUGAACUUGUGUUUAACAGCGAAGACGAGAGCCAAGAUGGAAAACGAAAGGUGAAGUUCUCCACUGCACCAAUCAAAGUGUUUAGCACGUACUCUAAUGCAGAUUACAAUCGACACAAUGAAGAUAUUGACCCGGUGUCUUCCUCAGCGGAGUAUGAGCUUGAAAAGCGGGUGGAGAAGAUGCAUGUUUUUCCUGUGGAGAUUGAAAAAGGAGAGGAGGGUUUGGGCAUCAGCAUUGUAGGAAUGGGUGUAGGUGCUGAUCAAGGACUGGAGAAGCUUGGAAUAUUUGUUAAAUCUGUCACUGAAGGUGGUGCAACUAUGAAAGAUGGAAGAAUUAAAGUUAAUGAUCAGAUUGUGGAAGUCGAUGGCAUCAGCUUGGUUGGAGUUUCACAGCUGUUUGCAGCCACAAUUUUGAAGAAUACAUCAGGCCUGGUCAAGUUUUCAGUUGGACGGGAGAAGGAGGGUGUGGAAAGUGAAGUUGCACGGCUAAUUAAUGAAAGCCUGGAGAUGGAGAAAUGUUCCAAUUGCAGAUCCAGUGAAGGUGAAGACAAUGACAACUACACUGAUAGUUCUGGGUGUGAAGAUCAUGAUGAUGAUGACGAAGAUGUGUCCCAGCUGGAUGGCAAUCAACUAUACCUUAAAUAUCAGCAGCUCCAGGCCAAACUCUGUAUCAGAACAGACAAACUGCGGAGCACUCGAGAAAAGUUGCACGCACUGAAGGAGCAGCAGGCUUGUUGGCAGAACCAGAAAGCAGAGUUUGAACAGAGAAUAGAAGAUGAAGAGGAGAGGGCUGACAAACUGGAGAAGUAUUGGCAGGAAGCCCAGACUCUUUGCAGAGUUAUUAGCCAGAGAUUGGCUGACGCUCAGAGCCAUUCAGAGAGCCUGGAGAUCAAAUACAGCAAGGCCAAAAGACUGAUUCGGGAAAACCAGAACAGAGUGGAGGAGGCCGAGAGCAGAGAAGCGGAACUGAAGAGGGAGCUUGAGGAGCAGAAACGGAUGAUUGAAAAACUGACUUGUCAGCUAAAAGGGGAAUCUUUGCCAGGAAGUGGCCACAACCAGACUGAAACUGAAUGGUAUAGCCUUGUCCCUGACACGGGACGUCUAGACUGCAGUGCUCACAUCGCCAAAGCUCAACUGGCCCAGAAAUCCAAGCGCCACCCCCCCUCCCGGGACAAGCUGAGGGACAGUUUCAGGCGACAGGAGGAAACACAACAAAAACAUGGGGAUGCAGAGACUGCUCCCACUGCCUUACAGCAAGUCGGCAGAAGUGACCUGUCCACCUCUUACCCCACACUCAGCCCUUCACUGCCCUGCAUGUCCACUCCUCCAAUUUACAUCACUGACACCAGCUCUUCAGCUCCCAAGUCAUCAUCCUCUCGAAAGUCUAAGAAAAAGUUCCCUAAUUUCAGUGGUUUACGAAAAUCUCUCAGCAAGAGGCGGAGUGAGAAAAAGAGAAAGUCAUUGACGAGAAGGAGUUAUAGUGGCGACUUGGCAGAUGAGGCUGCUGAUUUCUCCCCAACUGCAUCGGUUUCCUCUAUGCCUUCAUGUUUGCCUUUUCCCUGGUUUGGCGACAAAGGGUCAGAGAAGUGGGAUGAUCAAGAAAAAUGCAGAGAGAGGCUUCGGUCAGUAUCCAGCAGCAGCCUGCCUUACCUGACCACCACUGGAAGAGGAGAGCAGAGGUGUGAGUUUCCUCUGGGGAGCAUGGUGGGUCACGUCUCUAAUCACUCUCUGUCUGGGCAUUCUUGUUCUUUUACCUUUUCAUCCACUGAGACUUUGGAUGAUGACUUGAUUUUGAGCAAUAACAACAACCAGUGGCAAAGUGUCUCUGUGACGGAGUGGAGCAGCGAGCAGGUUUGCCUCUGGCUCGUGGCAAUGAGCAUGGACCAGUACGCUCCAGAGUUCUGUGCCAAAGGUGUAGACGGCCCGCAGCUUCUCUGCAUGGACACGGAGAAACUGAAGGCUCUGGGUGUAUGCAAUCAGAACGACCGCUCUUGUUUGAAGAAGCUGCUCAAGGACAUGAGGAAACGUGAGGAGAAAGAGCAUCGGCAGAAGGACAAGAGGACGACGAAGGAGGACGGAGACGCAGACGGGACGGAGGGCGCCAUGACCCAGAAGCGGAGGAGCACCAUCCGCACAGAGUCGCUGUUGUAA